AUGGAGUCUCUGUGGGCGAUUGCCUGUCUGGCCCUUGCCAGCACCGUCUCAGGCUGCGGGGUGCCUGCUCUCAGCCUCUCAGAGUACAGUGAGAGGAUCAUCAACGGGCAGAACGCGGUGCCUGGCGCGUGGCCCUGGCAGGUGUCCCUGCAGACCCGCUCGGGAUCCCACUUCUGCGGCGGCUCCUUGAUCAAUGAGAACUGGGUCGUCACAGCUGCCCACUGUGAAUUCAACCCGUACUCCCACGUCGUCGUCCUUGGGCAAUAUGACCGUGGCUCCAACACAGACACCGUUCAAGUGAAGACUGUGGCCAAGGCCAUCACACACCCUAGCUGGAAUGGCAACACCUUCAACAAUGACAUUACCUUGCUGAAGCUCUCCUCACCUGCCCAGCUGGGACCCCAUGUGGCCCCCGUCUGCCUGCCCCCCGCCAACCUGGUUCUGCCCAUCAACCUCCCGUGUGUCACCACCGGCUGGGGACGCACCAACGUCAACUCCCAAGCCUUGGCGCUGCGCCUGCAGCAGGUAACCCUGCCCUUGAUCUCUCUGAGCCAGUGUAGGCAGUACUGGGGCAGCCGGAUCACCAGCUCCAUGCUCUGCGCCGGAGGGGUCGGUGCCUCCUCCUGCCAGGGUGACUCUGGCGGACCCCUGGUAUACCAGAAUGGGAAUGUCUGGACCUUGAUUGGCAUUGUCUCCUGGGGAAACAGCAACUGCAACGUCCGUGUGCCUGCCAUCUACACCCGUGUAAGCGAGUGCCGAAACUGGAUCGACUUUGUUGUUGCUCGGGGUUAG
Messenger RNA from Cuculus canorus (common cuckoo), 792 nucleotides. RefSeq names its product chymotrypsin like (gene CTRL). Gene Ontology annotation, biological process: proteolysis. The transcript has 7 exons. The record is from RefSeq and is a predicted model, not a curated record. Gene Ontology annotation, molecular function: serine-type endopeptidase activity. The coding region runs from base 1 to 792 and encodes 263 amino acids. NCBI's taxonomy places the organism in Eukaryota, Metazoa, Chordata, Aves, Cuculiformes, Cuculidae.